GGAGAAGUAGGCAGUUACUCGCGUGAGGACGGCGUGGAGGGUUGCUGUUUGGGGUGCUCCUUUUCUCGCCUCCCGCCAUGUCUGACUGGGACGCGGAAAGCGAUGAGGACGAGCCGUGCGAAGCCCUUACCAAGCCCUCUCUUGUCGAGUGGCGCCCGGCGACAACGAGGGCGGAUCCUCUGAAAGCCAGUGGGAGCCGCGGCUCCAUGGCCAAAGAGCCGGAGGGAAGAGGCGGCGGAAGAAAAUGGGGCUCGCGGCCGGCGUCUGCCCGCGAGCCGUGGCAGUCGGGACCCCUGGAGUAUCGGGCCCGAGGCUCCUUUAAGGGUGGAGACAGGAAGAGCGCGGGAUCGCCACCGCUAUGCUUUCACCUGGAUAAUGCUCUCGUUGGCAUCCUCAUAGGUCGAAGUGGAAGUAAAAUAAAAGAACUUGAGGAAUCAUCAGGUUGUAAAAUACAGGUUGUAAGAGGAAAUUAUGAAGCUGAAAUAAAGAUAUUUGGUGGUAAUGAUAAGCAAACAAAAGCCAAAAUGAUGAUUGAAGACCUUAUUGAGAGGUGUAGCCAAAGCAAUGCAGGAGAAAGGUGUGUUAAAGAUUCUUUCAAACAUCAAGAUGUAGGAACCACUUGUUACAAUGAAAGUCAUUCUGGUGUUCUGAAGUCUGGCUACAGUAAUCCAAAACAGUCCAUUAACUGGGCAUCCCUUCGAGAAAAUAAAGCUAGAUAUGAAGCUAUGAAGUGGGCUGAUUUGCCUCCAAUUGAAAAAUGUUUUUACAAAGAAGUGCCAAAGAUUGCCUCAAUGUCACAAGAAGAAGCUAAUAGGUGGAGAAAAGAAAACAAUAACAUCACAUGUGAUGACCUGAAAGAUUAUGAAAAACGUCUGAUUCCCAAUCCUAUCUGUAAAUUUGAAGAUGCUUUUAACCAAUAUCCUGACAUUAUGGCAAAUAUAAGGAAAGUUGGCUUUCAGAAGCCUACUCCAAUUCAGUCACAGGCUUGGCCAAUAAUACUUCAAGGAUUCGAUCUCAUUGGAAUAGCACAGACUGGUACCGGAAAGACGUUGGCUUAUCUGAUGCCUGGGUUCAUUCAUUUGGAUUUACAGCCAAUACCUAAAGAAAAGCGUGGUGGACCAGGUAUGUUGGUUCUCACUCCCACUCGAGAAUUGGCUCUUCAAGUUGAGGCAGAGUGCUCAAAAUAUUCCUAUAAAGGAAUUAAAAGCAUUUGCAUAUAUGGUGGUGGAGAUCGAAAAGGGCAAAUCAGCAUGGUUACCAAAGGUGUGGACAUCGUUAUAGCUACUCCGGGUAGAUUGAAUGACCUCCAAAUGAACAACUUCAUAAACCUGAGGAGCAUAACUUAUUUGGAAUCCUUUACAGGAUCUACCACAACCAACCCUUGGUGCAUGAGCAGAAAGUUCUUGCAUUCACACUUGGAAAACGACAACAUUUUCAUUAUGCUGAGAGGGGGAAGUCGGAAAGUCUCUGUUGCUACAUGGCCAGAUGGUGUCCGCCGUCUUGCAAAAUCAUAUUUGAAAGAUCCUCUGAUUGUGUAUGUUGGUACUCUUGAUCUAGCGGCAGUAAAUACAGUAGAGCAGAAGGUUGUUAUUAUUCCAGAAGAAGAAAAAAGAGCUUUUACACGUUACUUCAUUGACACGAUGAAGUCUGAAGACAAGGUCAUCAUUUUUGUGGGAAAGAAACUUACUGCCGAUGAUCUGUCGAGUGAUUUUGGUCUUCAGGGAAUUCCAGUUCAGUCUUUACAUGGUAAUAGAGAACAGUGUGAUCGUGAACAGGCUUUGGAGGACUUCAAGAAAGGCAGAGUUCGUAUCUUGAUAGCAACUGACUUGGCUUCCCGUGGACUUGAUGUGCAGGAUAUCACUCAUGUCUUUAAUUUUGACUUUCCUCGCAAUAUUGAAGAGUAUGUUCAUAGAGUAGGCCGUACUGGACGUGCAGGACGCACAGGGGAAGCUGUAACACUUGUGACUAGGAAUGACUGGCGGAUUGCAUCUGAAUUGAUUGACAUUCUGGAAAGAGGAAACCAGGUAAUUCCUGAAGAAUUAAUUUCAAUGGCAGAAAGAUACAAGCAGUUUCAGUUGAAAAAAGAAAUGGAAAAGGAUUUAGGAAGGCCUCGUGGGAGAUCUCGGAAAAGCUUUUAAUCCAUACUUGAACACAGGAGGAAACCUUGUACAUAAAGCAGUAAUUGUCAACUCUGAAGUUUUAUCUGCUCAUGAGUACCAACAUCUUGAUCAACGGAGUUCAAAAAUAUUGGAAAUUAGGCUGGCUUACAAUUUUUUCAAAUUUUAUCUGUUCUCUGUAAUGUAUUCUAAUACAGUGCUGUAUUAAAAUAUGUGGACUAUUUUGUUAGGUUUCAGUUUUUGAUGCAUUUUGGUUGAGAGUAAAAGCUUAUACUUUCAGUUUAAUACCAAAGCGUGUUCAUUCUUGGUUUUGUAGCUUGUAGUCAUUUCAUUAGAUGGGAGAACUUCACAGAAUAAUGCUGAUAAAAGUGCUUAUAUUUUCAAGAAAAAGUAACAAUGAGGCAAACAGAUCCUCCCCAACCUCAAUUUAAAAUUAGCCCUAUUCCAUGUGUUUUUGUGUGCUACAUCUCUUUUAUUGGUAAGAUGUGGUAUAUUGACCCAUUUGCAUGCCUAGUGAAUUCCACCUGUAGAUUUAUAGUGGGUCUGUAAAAUGGUGAUGGUAGGAUACUGAAAGUUUUAUAAGAACUGCCUUCAGUAACGUUUUGCUUUCUGAAUCUUUAUUUGCACUAAAACUGUUUUAAAAGAAUAAAGCAAUAUUAUUUUCAUGGA
Molecule: messenger RNA, 2786 nt
Organism: Rhineura floridana
Lineage: Eukaryota; Metazoa; Chordata; Lepidosauria; Squamata; Rhineuridae
Gene: DDX43
Product: DEAD-box helicase 43
Exons: 17
Coding region: 78-2138 (686 amino acids)
Molecular function (GO): RNA binding; RNA helicase activity; ATP binding
Source: RefSeq, a predicted model, not a curated record